AUGCUCAGCAGCGGCAUUGCCAGGUCAUUGAGGGCUUCUGCCCGUCGCCCUGCUACUCUGCAGCGCGCCUUCCAGCCCAUCAAGCCUUCGUUCGCUCCCGCCUUGAGCCAGCGCUUCGCCAGCUCUGCCUCCAACACCGAUGGCAGAGUCCACCAGGUCAUUGGUGCCGUCGUCGACGUCAAGUUCGAUGGCGAGCAGCUCCCUGCCAUUCUCAACGCCGUUACCACCGAGAACGGUGGCCAGAAGCUCGUUCUCGAGGUCGCCCAACAUUUGGGUGAGAACGUCGUCCGUUGCAUUGCCAUGGACGGUACUGAGGGUCUCGUCCGUGGCCGCAAGGUCGUCGACACCGGUGCCCCCAUCAAGAUCCCCGUCGGUCCCGGCUGUCUCGGUCGCAUCAUGAACGUCACUGGUGACCCCAUUGACGAGCGUGGUCCCAUCAAGGCCACCAAGCUCGCCCCCAUUCACGCCGAAGCCCCCGAGUUCAUUGACCAGUCCACCUCUGCCGAGAUUCUUGUCACUGGUAUCAAGGUUGUCGACCUUCUCGCCCCUUACGCCCGUGGUGGUAAGAUUGGUCUUUUCGGUGGUGCCGGUGUCGGCAAGACUGUCUUCAUUCAGGAGCUCAUUAACAACAUCGCCAAGGCUCACGGUGGUUACUCAGUCUUCACUGGUGUCGGUGAGCGUACUCGUGAGGGUAACGAUUUGUACCACGAAAUGCAGGAGACUGGUGUCAUUCAGCUCGACGGCGAGUCCAAGGUCGCCCUUGUCUUCGGUCAGAUGAACGAGCCCCCAGGUGCCCGUGCCCGUGUCGCCCUUACUGGUCUUACUGUCGCCGAGUACUUCCGUGACGAGGAGGGUCAGGAUGUGCUUCUCUUCAUUGACAACAUUUUCCGUUUCACCCAGGCCGGUUCCGAGGUGUCUGCCCUUCUCGGUCGUAUUCCCUCUGCCGUCGGUUACCAGCCCACUCUCGCCGUCGACAUGGGUGGUAUGCAAGAGCGUAUUACCACCACCCAGAAGGGUUCCAUUACCUCGGUCCAGGCUGUCUACGUCCCCGCUGAUGAUUUGACUGACCCUGCUCCCGCCACCACCUUCGCCCAUUUGGACGCCACCACUGUCUUGUCCCGUGGUAUCUCUGAGUUGGGUAUCUACCCCGCUGUCGACCCUCUGGAUUCCAAGUCUCGUAUGCUCGACCCCCGUAUCGUCGGUCAGGAGCACUACGACACCGCCUCCAAGGUCCAGCAGAUGCUCCAGGAGUACAAGUCGCUCCAGGACAUCAUCGCCAUUCUGGGUAUGGACGAGUUGUCUGAGGCUGACAAGCUCACCGUCGAGCGUGCCCGUAAGCUCCAGCGUUUCCUGUCGCAGCCCUUCACCGUCGCCCAGGUCUUCACUGGUAUCGAGGGUAAGCUCGUCGACCUCAAGGACACCAUCAAGUCGUUCAAGGCCAUCAUGAACGGUGAGGCCGAUGACCUUCCCGAGGGUGCCUUCUACAUGGUUGGUGACCUCGCCUCAGCACGCGCCAAGGGUGAGAAGAUUCUUGCCGAGCUUGAGGGCAAAUAG
This is a messenger RNA of Aureobasidium namibiae CBS 147.97, 1554 nucleotides long. RefSeq names its product ATP synthase F1, beta subunit. Gene Ontology annotation, biological process: proton transmembrane transport; proton motive force-driven mitochondrial ATP synthesis. NCBI's taxonomy places the organism in Eukaryota, Fungi, Ascomycota, Dothideomycetes, Dothideales, Saccotheciaceae. The transcript is spliced from 6 exons. Gene Ontology annotation, molecular function: ATP hydrolysis activity; proton-transporting ATP synthase activity, rotational mechanism; ATP binding. The coding region runs from base 1 to 1554 and encodes 517 amino acids. The record is from RefSeq and is a predicted model, not a curated record.